Molecule: messenger RNA, 2432 nt
Organism: Dinoponera quadriceps
Lineage: Eukaryota; Metazoa; Arthropoda; Insecta; Hymenoptera; Formicidae
Product: b(0,+)-type amino acid transporter 1-like
Exons: 6
Coding region: 667-2409 (580 amino acids)
Biological process (GO): amino acid transmembrane transport
Cellular component (GO): membrane
Molecular function (GO): L-amino acid transmembrane transporter activity
Source: RefSeq, a predicted model, not a curated record
GACGUCUAUAGGGUAUCAUCAACCAAUGAUAAUGUGCUAUUGUCCUGUGAGUUCUCGUAGUACGCAGGAGGUUCGGUGAUAAACGACGAGACGAACCUGAGUCGUCUUUGACGACAGUGGCGACGACGACGGCGGUUGUGGCGGCGCGCGUCAUCGGUAUCGAGCGAGUUCCCAAGCGCCGACGUCGGUUCUCUUCCUCGUUCUACGCUUCCCCUCUUUCUCCCCGACACCCUCGUUAUUCUAAAGCUGCUAACGAACAUACCGCCCAGUAAAGCGCGAGAGCCGGUGGAGAGUGUGUCGUAGGAGCGUAGAAGUAACUUCAACAGGCGAGAUAGGUGUGUUGGUACAUCGGAAGGAAAUCAAGAAAAUCGGAGGAAGAGAUAGAUACUCCCUGGGAGAUCUUCUGACAGAGAUAUAAAGACGGUGGCUGGAGGAAAAAUCGAGCCUUACAGCACGAGACACCGUGAAGAGAACGAGAGAGAGGAUAGCAGUGGCCGGAAUUGAAAGGGUAGAGGUCGGACUUAGGGUGGAAGAGGAGGAAGAAGCGCGAGAGGACAGCAGAAUAAAGGACACGCGGAGGACGACAGUGGUUACACUGAAAAGUCGGCGUAGUGUCAUGAGAGGCGGUCUCACGGUCCGCCCUUCUUAUCGGUCCCUCUCAGAGUCAUGCAUGUCGCGCCCCUCAAACGAGCUACCGUGGGACAUGAUCCGCAGACGAGCAACGGUGGUCAGCCACAACAGCAGCAACAGCAGCAACAGCUAUACACCGGAGGCGGCGGUACCGGCGAUCUCGGCGGUGGACUGGCUUGCCGAUCGUCGACGGCAGGCAGAUCGAUCGGCGGCGGCUGGGAGAGCGGGAAAUUGGCGACGUUACGUCAUCCUCAGCAGCAACAACAACAACAACAAGGCCAGUCUGGAGGUGUGGGGGAUGACGAAGACGGGGGUGGAGGGAGCGGAGGGGUGGAGGGGACGGACGCAGAGGAGAACAACGCUGUUCACCUCAAGAGACGGGUGGGACUCGUCAGUGGGGUGGCUCUAAUCGUCGGCACGAUGAUCGGCUCCGGGAUCUUCGUCUCGCCGUCGGGUCUGCUGCUGCGCACCGGCAGCGUCGGCGUUAGUUUCCUGGUGUGGACCGCGUGCGGUCUGCUGAGCCUGUGCGGCGCCCUCGCUUACGCCGAGCUCGGCACGAUGAACACGAGCAGCGGCGCCGAGUACGCGUACUUCAUGGACGCGUUCGGCGCGCCGCCCGCUUUCCUCUUCUCCUGGGUGUCGACCCUGGUGCUGAAGCCGUCGCAGAUGGCCAUCAUCUGCCUGUCGUUCGCACAAUACGCCGUCGAGGCGUUCGCCGCCGAUUGCGAUCCGCCCGACGAGGUGGUAAAGCUCGUCGCUCUGCUGGCGAUCGUCCUGAUACUCCUCGUCAACUGCUACAGCGUGAACCUCGCGACCGGCGUGCAGAACGCCUUCACCGCUGCGAAACUGAUGGCGAUACUCGUCGUGAUAGCCGGCGGUUCGUACAAGUUGAUACAGGGUAACACGCAGCAUCUGCAGACGGCGUUCGACACCAUCGACGGCAGCACGAUCAACAUCGGCCGCCUCGCGACCGCCUUCUACACCGGGCUUUGGGCGUACGACGGCUGGAACAAUCUCAACUAUGUGACGGAGGAGAUCAAGAACCCGUCGAAAAACCUGCCCAGGUCCAUUAUGAUCGGCAUACCCCUCGUCACCCUCUGCUACGCGCUCAUCAAUGUCUCCUACUUGGCGGUCAUGUCGCCCACCGAGAUGAUCGAGAGCGAGGCCGUGGCGGUGACGUUCGGCAAUCGAAUACUGGGCGUCAUGGCGUGGCUGAUGCCACUCUCGGUGGCGAUUAGCACGUUCGGAUCCGCCAACGGCACCCUGUUCGCCGCGGGUAGGCUGUGCUUCGCCGCGUCGCGAGAAGGACACUUGCUCGACUGCUUGAGCUACGUGCAUGUGCGACGCUUCACUCCCGCGCCAGGCCUCAUCUUCCAUUCCCUCGUAGCAGUGACGCGCGAUUAUGCAGGCGCGAUGGUUCUUUCCGGCAACAUCGAUUCGCUGAUCGACUUCUUCUCGUUCACCGCUUGGAUAUUCUACGGCGGCGCGAUGCUCGCCCUGCUGGUGAUGCGGAAGACCAGGCCGAAUCAUCCGCGGCCGUACAAAUGCCCGUUGUUGAUACCGGUGCUGGUGCUCGGCAUUUCCGCGUAUCUGAUAGUGGCGCCGAUCAUCGACAAACCGCAGAUCGAGUACCUGUAUGCGGCCGGCUUUAUUAGCGCGGGCAUGCUUGUCUACCUCCCGUUUGUGAAAUUUGGAUAUGUGCCCAAAUUCAUGGAAGGUGUCAACGCCUUUCUCCAAAUGUUACUAGAAGUGGCUCCGACGGCGGUUGCCUUCGACUGAUUUCACUUUGAGAUCUACGACAG